This is a messenger RNA of Cavia porcellus (domestic guinea pig), 3630 nucleotides long. It is a transcript of the gene Pus7, whose product is annotated as pseudouridine synthase 7. Gene Ontology annotation, cellular component: nucleus. The record is from RefSeq and is a predicted model, not a curated record. The coding region runs from base 84 to 2225 and encodes 713 amino acids. Gene Ontology annotation, biological process: pseudouridine synthesis. Lineage: Eukaryota; Metazoa; Chordata; Mammalia; Rodentia; Caviidae. Gene Ontology annotation, molecular function: pseudouridine synthase activity; RNA binding. The transcript is spliced from 17 exons.
CGGUGCGGCGCUGCGCCGCACGUGUGCGAGCCCGGCGGCAGCGAGUCCUCGGGUUCGCAGGGCGGGAGGCGAGCGCGCAGCCCAUGGUCGCGGGCCCUCCCCGCCGCCUGAUCAGUGUGGUCCAGGCCUGGGCCUCCCUCUUGUGUUCCAAGUACGGCGCCGGCUUCCUGGCCACUCGGCCCUCGCGCUUUCAACCUCCGGGCUCCCUUAAAUGUUUCCUUGGAGCCUUGAAGAUGGAAAUGGCGGGUGUGUCCCUGAAACGUGGAUACGUUGUGGUUGAAGACAGUGACUGUGCGGGUCCAACUGAGGAGAUAAAAAAACAGAAGGUCUUGGAACGCUGCCUGCCUGAAGCAGGAGAUGGCCUGGACAGUCACUGUCUGCCCAGCAGUGACACAGAGCCCCAGCCACCAGAAGUCGGCAGUGCUGGGAAAGGUAAAAAGAAUUCCGGUGCCCCCCUGGAGGAAGAGGAAGAGGAAGAUGGCUUUUCAGAGGAAGGAGAGGAAGAGGAGGAGGCAGAGAGCUUUGCAGAGAUGAUGAAGCACGGGCUCACGGAGCUUGAUGUGGGCAUCACCAAGUUUGUAAGUUCUCAUCAAGGAUUCUCAGGGAUCUUGAAGGAAAGAUAUUCUGACUUCAUUGUCCAUGAAAUAGGAAAAGAUGGGCGGAUCAGCCAUUUGGAUGACUUAUCUGUUCCAGUGGAUGAGGAGGAUCCUUCAGAAGAUGCAUUUACAGUUUUGACAGCUGAAGAAAAGCAGCAAUUGGAGGAGCUCCAGCUUUUUAAAAAUAAGGAAACCAGUGUUGCCAUCGAGGUUAUUGAGGACACCAAAGAGAAGAGAACCAUCAUUCAUCAAGCCAUAAAAUCUCUGUUUCCUGGACUAGAGACAAAAACAGAGGAAAGAGAAGGGAAGAAAUACAUUGUAGCCUACCACGCUGCUGGGAAGAAGGCCUUGGCAAAGGUCAGAACUGCAGCAGAUCCAAGGAAACAUUCUUGGCCAAAAUCUAGGGGAAGUUACUGCCAUUUCGUUCUGUACAAGGAAAACAAAGACACCAUGGAUGCUAUUAAUGUACUGUCUAAAUAUUUAAGAGUCAAGCCAAACAUAUUCUCCUACAUGGGAACCAAAGAUAAAAGGGCUAUAACAGUUCAAGAGAUUGCUGUUCUCAAAAUAUCUGCACAGAGACUUGCCCACCUGAAUAAGUGCUUGAUGAACUUCAAGCUAGGAAAUUUCAGCUAUCAAAAAAACCCUCUGAAGUUGGGAGAGCUCCAAGGAAAUCACUUCACUGUAGUUCUCAGGAAUAUAACAGGAACUGAUGACCAAGUCCAGCAAGCUAUGAACUCUCUGAGGGACAUUGGAUUUAUUAACUACUAUGGAAUGCAAAGAUUUGGAACAACAGCCGUCCCUACAUACCAAGUUGGAAGAGCUAUUCUUCAGAAUUCCUGGACAGAAGUCAUGGAUUUAAUACUAAAACCCCGUUCUGGAGCUGAAAAAGGGUACUUGGUUAAAUGCAGGGAAGAAUGGGCGAAGACCAAGGACCCAGCUGCUGCCCUCAAAAAACUACCUGUCAAAAGGUGUGUGGAGGGGCAGCUGCUUCGAGGACUUUCAAAAUAUGGAAUGAAGAAUAUAGUCUCUGCAUUUGGCAUAAUACCGAGAAAUAAUCGUUUAAUGUAUAUCCAUAGCUAUCAAAGCUAUGUAUGGAAUAACAUGGUGAGCAAGAGGAUAGAGGACUACGGGCUGAGGCCCGUCCCGGGGGAUCUAGUCCUCAAAGGAGCCACAGCCACAUAUAUUGAAGAAGGAGAUGUUACUAAUUACUCCAUUCAUGAUGUGGUGAUGCCCUUGCCUGGUUUCGAUGUGAUCUACCCAAAGCAUAAAAUUAGUGAAGCCUACAGAGAAAUGCUGACUGCAGACAACCUUGAUAUUGACAACAUGAGACACAAAAUUCGAGACUAUUCCUUAUCGGGGGCCUACCGAAAGAUCAUUAUUCGUCCUCAGAAUGUCAGCUGGGAAGUCGUUGCGUACGAUGACCCUAAAAUCCCACUUUUCAACACCGAUGUGGACAACCUAGAAGGAAAACCACCACCAGUGUUUGCUUCUGAAGGCAAAUACAGGGCUCUGAAAAUGGAUUUUUCGCUUCCUCCUUCUACUUAUGCUACCAUGGCCAUUCGAGAAGUGCUAAAGAUGGACACCAGCAUCAAGAACCAGACACAGCUGAACACAGCCUGGCUCCGCUGAGGAGCGUUUGCUUUAUCCACAUGCAGACGAGUACUUGGUCCUCUUCAGGCAGAGCACCCAUAUAUGGAUUUUGAGUCAUUAUAGCAAAGGAUUAUUUGUAUUUUUUUAAAUUUUUAUUAGCUUAAGGAAAUAAUUUGCAAAGUUUGUACAUAUACACUAAUCCUGAGGAUCCUAAUUUUAGCUCAGAGUAUAUAAUUGGUCAGAAUGUACUUCAGGUGCUUAAAUCAUGGUCAGAUAUGUUUUACAGGUGUUAUAAUAUUUAAAAAGGACGUUGGUUUGAAGGUAUCAAAUAGCAGUUUUAGAUUGUGCAGAAUAUUUGAAGGACAACAAAUUCUUAACAUAUCAUGAAUGUAGUACACAGCAAGCAUUUUAAGAGCAAAUGCAACAAAACAAAUGUUGAUUAUGGAUAAUUUGAGACUCUCCAGUUACAAAUAUAAAUAUAGUACUCAUGCUGAUUCAAAUGCUAACAAAGGGCCUAUAAGUUUAUAGUCACCAGAGUGACUGUCAGCUAGGUGUCAUGGUGCACACUUAUGAUCCCAGCCCUCUAGGCGACUGAGCCAGGAGGAGCACAAGUUCAAGCCCUGCUUCACUUAGACCCUGUUUCAAAAACUUUUUGAAGACAAAGUCUCAUUCUGUAAUUCAGGCUGCCCUUGAACUCACUGUGUAACCCAGACUGGCCCUGACCCUGCAGUCGUUCUGCACCAGCCAUCCAAAUGCUGGGGUUACAGACAUGCUCCGCCAUGCCAGGAUUCGAAACAAAUACUUAAAAGAGCUCAAUGUGAAGUCCCUGGGUUCGAUUCCCAGUACCACACCACCAAAAAGUAAGGACACCAGGCAUGCAUUUCAUGUACCAGAUUCAGGUCAGCAUUUAUAUGCUUUUAGUUUGCAGUUGCUUUAACAUUCAUACUCUCAAUGUCUUGCAGGAGAUCUGCACUGAUACGGGCUCUUGUCUUCAUAUAAACAUGUAGCUUUUUUUAUUGGUUAAGGUCUGAUGUUUACUCUAGGUGCCUUUUAUGUUGGAAACUAUUUCUACUGGACUGGUAUUUGCCCUAAAAUAAAUAAUGGCAAAGACUUUAAAAUGUCUACAUUGCAGGCUGGGAAUACAGCUCAGUGGCACAGUGCCUGCCUGGCAAGCGCCAGAUCCUGAGUUAGAUUCCUGGUACCAAAUACAUACGUACACACACACACAUAAAUGUCUACAUCGUGUACCAUUUGUCACCUACUGUUCAGGUGUCUGUCAGCAUUGUAUAUUGGAUGUCUCGGAUGUGAAAGCAUAAAUCUGCCUUCCAAAGUUGUGUGAUAUAACUACCAAUUUUUGUUUUCUAUUAUUUCUAAAACAAAAUGUAAUAAAUAUUUUAAAACCUGCUUUCUAUUGAUGAUGUAAAUAAAAAAAUUCUAAAACUGA